AGAUAUGUUUGAUGACUUCUCGGAAGGCAGAGAGUGUGUCAACUGUGGGGCCAUGUCUACCCCACUCUGGAGGCGGGAUGGGACAGGGCACUACCUAUGCAACGCCUGUGGCCUUUACCACAAGAUGAACGGCAUCAACCGGCCCCUCAUCAAGCCCCAGCGCCGGCUGUCCGCUUCCCGCCGAGUGGGCCUCUCCUGUGCCAACUGCCAGACCACCACCACCACGCUGUGGCGCCGCAACGCGGAGGGCGAGCCCGUGUGCAACGCCUGCGGCCUGUACAUGAAGCUCCACGGCGUUCCCAGGCCUCUUGCGAUGCGGAAAGAGGGGAUUCAAACCAGAAAACGGAAGCCCAAGAACCUUAAUAAAGCUAAGACACCAGCAGGUCCCUCGGGCAGCGAGAGCCUCCCUCCCACCAGCAGCGUUUCCAGCAACUCCAGCACCGUGACCACCAGCAGCAGCGAAGAGAUGCGCCCCAUCAAGACAGAGCCUGGGCUGGGGUCCCACUACGGCCACAGCAGCUCCAUGUCCCAGACAUUCUCGGUCAGCGCCAUGUCUGGCCACGGGCCCUCCAUCCACCCGGUCCUCUCGUCCCUGAAGCUCUCUCCACAAGGCUACGCAGCUUCUGUCAGCCAGUCACCGCAGGCCAGCUCCAAGCAGGACCCUUGGAACAGCCUGGCCUUGGCCGACAGUCACGGGGACAUAAUCACUGCAUAAUGUCACCUCCCUCCCUCCUCAGAUUCCUGCACAGACUUGGGACUUAGAGAACCGCGGAGGCGAGGACGGCUCCCAGCAGCCAGCCUGCUCUGUCUGGGAAUGACUCCGGAACAACUGGGAAGAAACUUGAAGUCGAUGAUUUGGUGAGGGGAGUGGGUGUAGGAUUUCAUCAGAUGCCUCUUCAAGAUGAGGGGCUGGGACGGGCCCAGACUCUGAUCUGGACGCACCCACCCUUCGCGAGGAGCACACUCAAGUCCCUUCCGUGGAGCUGGAGACUUCUUUCUCGUUUUCUGCCCCACUCCACCCUGACAAGAGAUGAGCUGUCCUUCUCUACCCUUCCAUCACUGUGGCCUAAGAUGGUGGUUUUCCCCUGGUGUUCCCGGCACCAGGAUCUGAGGGUGGGGAGAGGGGCAGGUGCUGCGACCCUGCUCCAGCCUGAGCCAGGGCAUCCAUGUGCCUUUCACUGUGACAGGCCCCUCCAGGCAGCUCCUGCCCGUGCCCAACACUCCCCUUCAGGCUCAGCACCCCCCCCCCACCCCGCUCCCCUCAGGACUGAAUCCUGACUCCAGGAACGCUGAGCAUCGCCCGUGUUACGGGGUGCUCCGUGGGGAGACGGAGGAGAGGCUGCCUCACCCACCAUGCAGUAUGGCUUCGCAAAAUCUCAACUUGGCGAUGGUGCCUCCCCCACGUUCCUUUCCCGGCUCACAGCGUCAUCCCUUCGCUCCUUCUCUUCACCACAAGGCCCCUGAAAAGAAAAAUCCCUUCCACUGCUCCGUGCGAUUCAGCCUGCCUCUGGCUUGGCCGUGUCUCUCCCUCAGCAAAACUAGAGCUCAGCAGUUUAGCCGAACAGCAGCCACCAAAGUCUGCCCCCCAAAAUCCUUCCUCCGCCCCAUCAUGCACAGGGAGUUCUGAGUGAGAACAAAAAAGGUUCUGCUGCUAAAGCGAGUUUGACCGACACUCACCUAAGACUUGAGAUCCCUCUGGAGAGGCUGUCUGGACACCCCGGGGCUGGGCCGGCACUAGAUGGGGAGCAGGGUGUUCCAUGGAUUCUGACUCGCACUCGGAUCUUGCUGACGCCACUUCUGUUCUGCAGAGCUGGGCCUCUGGGCCAGGCAGCGAGUCCACCCAAGGGGUGCAGCGUGCCCUCCUGGCAUCAGAAAUCCCUUGUCCAAGAGGUGAAAAGCUAGCGAUUUUGCAACAUAAAUUCAAAGCAAACGCAAUAAAACUCAUGAAAAGCAAGAUGACGACUGCUACGAGAAGACACUGAAUUGGGCCUUGAGGGCUCUCCGGUGCUGGACUGGAAUUGGCCUUUUUCUUAGCUCCACGUUGCUGUUUCUGCCUGUGAUGCCGGAGCUCACAGACUCCUCCCUCCGUGUCCUCCUUAUCCACAGAGCUGCCGCAGACUGUGGCCUUACUGCGUCCUACCCCGAACACCCAGGCCUCCCCCGCCCCCGCCCAAAUCCUACAGGCUGUAGCAGAGAAUAUCUCUAAACCAAGAUUCUGCUCUAAUCAUCAUUUACAUUGCUUUCUUUCCUGAAGGCCACCCUCAUAUUCUUUCCCUAACCCGUUAACAUUGUCUUAAGGUGAAAUGGCUGUAAAAUCAGUAUUUAACUAAUAAAUUUAUCUGUACUCCUCUGUCCCUUCUCCUCCUCCCUCAGUUAUCUUUCCUGGGAGGUUUGAUGAUGCCCUUCGCAAGG
This is a messenger RNA of Myotis brandtii (Brandt's bat), 2412 nucleotides long. RefSeq names its product GATA binding protein 4 (gene GATA4). Lineage: Eukaryota; Metazoa; Chordata; Mammalia; Chiroptera; Vespertilionidae. The transcript is spliced from 6 exons. Bases 5 to 715 code for a protein of 236 amino acids. Gene Ontology annotation, molecular function: zinc ion binding; DNA-binding transcription factor activity, RNA polymerase II-specific; RNA polymerase II cis-regulatory region sequence-specific DNA binding. The record is from RefSeq and is a predicted model, not a curated record. Gene Ontology annotation, biological process: cell fate commitment; positive regulation of transcription by RNA polymerase II; negative regulation of transcription by RNA polymerase II.